Molecule: messenger RNA, 2001 nt
Organism: Fusarium redolens
Lineage: Eukaryota; Fungi; Ascomycota; Sordariomycetes; Hypocreales; Nectriaceae
Exons: 1
Coding region: 105-1709 (534 amino acids)
Cellular component (GO): membrane
Source: RefSeq, a predicted model, not a curated record
AAAAACUUCAGUGCUUCUUUCAUCCUCAAGUACUGAUUUCCAAACAAGAAAACGGCAACGCUGAUUGCGGAUGAGGUGCAGAAGCAGAGUACCAUUGAACGGAAAUGCUAUCAUCAAUCGAGUCGCUAUACCCCAAGGCCUUCGGUAACCGCCUGCCAAAGAACGACUCGGUCCUCAGGACGGCCAGGGUGGCAUGGUUCAAGGCGGCUGGUACCAACUUCCUCUACCUCCAAUUGCUUUUCCUCGGUCUCUUCUGCUACAUCCUGGGCUCCCUAUACCAGCAGACAAGCCAUACACAUAAUCUUCGGAUUGUCUUUGUUGACUACGAUGGGGGCGCAAUCGGUCAGGCUGUGCGGGGUGCGUACUCAUCUCUUCAAGGGAACAACUAUCCGUCCUUGAUUGAAAGACCACCUUCCGAUCUUCCAACCAAGAGCGACCUACUAGAAGCGGUUUGCAAGACAAGAUACUGGGCAGCUUUCUUUGUGACCAAAGGCGCUUCAAGCCGGCUCCAAGAGGCAUUGGAAGGGAAUGUGACAGCGUUGGGAUACAACAACACGGAUAUAAUGGGAUACGUAUGGAACGAGGCUGUAUAUGCACCCAUUGUCGACUCCGCUAUCUCCACAAACCUUCAGCUUCUAUCGGAAGUGGCCAGAGUGGCAUAUAGUACUGGGAACGGGACAGGCAAUAUUCAGUCUAUCUCCGGCCAGACUUCCCUGUCUAUCCUGGCUGAGCCAUGGAAGCUCCGAUCUAUCAAUAUUCAGCCAACGUCACAAGGAUCAAGAGCAAUCUAUAACACCGUGGUGAUCAUCUUGAUCAUGAUUGAAGAAUUCUGCUAUCUCGGUACGGUUAACGGUCUCUACGCUCAGUUCAAACUGUAUACCCGCGUCAACGCGCGCCGCAUUAUUGUGGUCCGGCUCAUCCUUUCACUUAUUUAUACGUUCAUUGGGUCACUUUGCGUUGCUGGUGCUAUCUGGGCUUUUAAAGCGGGCUGGAAUGUUAAUGGCAAUCAGUUUGUCUUGUCCUGGAUUACCAUAUGGCUGUUUGCUCAUGUUAACUUUCUCACCCUUGACGUCUUUACGAUAUGGCUACCACCUCCGUUCAUCCCUAUGGCCCUCGUCUCCUGGAUUAUCUUAAACGUCACCUCUUUAUUAUUGCCGUUUGAUCUAAACCCAGCCUUCUAUCGAGUUGGGUAUGUGUUCCCAGCUCACGAAGUUUAUCAAGUACUUACCCACAUCUGGUCGAGGGGAUGCAAUCCCCAGUUGCGCUAUGCCUUACCAAUCCUAUUUACAUGGGAGUUGAUUGCCUUCAUUUUGAGUGCUCUCGGAGUCUUCCGCAGAAGCCACUUUGCCAUGCUUGGAGAAGAGCAGCAGGAAAUGGAUUUUAAGGAACGCCUUGACGCCGCCGUCGCAUUUGAGAUGGCAAAGGUAAAGGAGGCAACAGAGAAGCAUCCAGAUCCCUCCAACAAAGAGACUGUAGGGGCACGGGAGGAGACGCAAUCUGAUAUGCAUGACACCCAAGGUGUAGGUGAAGAGGAAACAGUCCGAGAAGAACUGGCAGAGGUUCUAGAGCGGGUCAAAACAAGACAGCAACGUGAAAGGGAAAAGGGAAACUCGAGCAAUGCUUGCAGUUUUGGACCAUCAUUUGAAUUGCCAUUCAAAUAUGAGAGUGGAAAUGGAGGGACAAUGCAGGAGGCUCCUACACGGCUUUAGGGUGGCUCGGUGAUGAAGGCGCUAAAGCUUACCUUCUCUAUGCUCUACAUGCUGGCAUGAUCCUUUUCUUGUUAGUGUUUAUCCAGAAUUAGGGCUGAGAUUUACAUCACAAAGAAAUCACUCAGGCAUCCGCCAAGACCUUUAUUCGUUCAUCUCCAUUAGUGAUAACCAUUCGACUUGUGAGAUGAUGGGACGUGGCGUGUCGUGAGGCUCGCACCAAGUCCAGGGCAUCUGGCUCAAUACCGAGCGACUUAGACUGAAAAUCUUGGCGGCGUUCUGAGUUGUCAAUAUA